AUGAGUUCGCCCGCUCCUCUGGCCCGACGCGCCAGUGACGCUGCACUCAGUUCAGACCAUGAAGACCAAGAAUCCAGACACCGAGUCCAUCAACAAACAAGUAAACAACCCACCGACCAACCCCACACAUACCACGACGAAGACCAAGACUACUCGGACCAUGACUACGAACAUGAAGACGAUGCCUUCUCUCCUCAGCACGACGACUUAUACAAUCAAGACGACUCGGACCUCCCGCCGUUACCCAUGUCCAGCGACAGCCUGCUGCUCCCCCACAGCGAUGUCUACGAUGAGCGCGAGAUGAGGAGGAAACUCAUGGACGUCGAAUCCAGCUUCAUGCCCGACCUGCUGUCCGCCCGCGUUCCAAACGAAAGAACCGGUGCCGAUGAUACCUAUCUCAACAUCAAACACCAACAAGACAGUGACAUUCCGCCCAUUCAUGAGCAAACAGAAGAGGACAUCGUUGAGGAAGACGCUGUACAUGACGAGGAAGAAGAAGAAGGAGGAGAAGAAGAAGAAAGGGAAGAGGACGAAGUCGCAUCCAUCACAUCUGCUGCUGCCAUACAACCCUCGUCCCCUGCCGCUGCUGCCGCCGAGCGUUCCUCAAUGCGUGCUGAGCCUGUGCGACGGGUAUCCGAAAACGACCACGACCUGUCGACCGCCUUCACUAGACUCACCUUGCGCUCUGACGCCUCCAAGGAUACAGACCUAAGAGCAUCAUCCCGAAACUUGGCACAACCCUCUUCCUCUGAACACCGUAACUUUUCUUCUUCGUACAGAGAAACCACUCGUUCAUCCAAAGAAGCCUUACAAGGAGGCCCGUCACAAGAGCCUGAACAUUCCUUNUUGUCCACUACCUCAGCCUCAACAAAGCCGGAAGACGUCCCCUUGCCUAUCUCAGAUAGAAGCUUGCUCGAUCUGGGGAGCCUUCACUCGGCCUCGUCACGUUUGCAGAAGAGACCAAGCUAUACCUCUCAAAGAAACCCCAGCCACUUGUCUGCUAUGUCGAAUGCCGAUACUGAAUAUUCAGCUGGUGAUUACGCUCUGCAGACAGGCGGCGCCAUCCCAGAAGACCACUCAUUCAGUCACGGCCGUCCACUCUCACGUCUGCCCAGUCUUGGUAGUGUCGUUUCAGCAAUGUCCAGAGACAGCGAACCCAAUCCUCCUCCUUUGAAUCGUGGAAACUCAGUCCUGGCAAGCAUUCGCGCAGAACGCGCCCUAGAGAACUUGGAAGAGGAGGACAAGGUUUCGAUCGCCUCGGAUCCCGUAACACCUCGUCCACCAGACAUGUUCGAAUUUCACGCUCCAACAGACACCAUCAUCACUAGACAUGUGCAAAAUAUCCAAGUGCCAGAUACUGUCGCAAAGGAGUACCGCCAGCAGAACCGUCCUAUUUCUCCAGACAAGCGACCAGCCUCCUCAUCCAAUGCCCUGACUUUUGGCAACCGUCCAGGCGGUAAUCUUACCCUCAAGGAGCAGAACAGCAAGAUCGACAAGCUCACCAAGGAGAACUUCGACCUCAAACUCAAAAUUCAUUUCCUCGACCAGGCCUUGCAAAAUCGUUCCGAAGAAGGUGUGAAGGACAUGAUUAACAAGAAUGUUCAAUUCCAGACCGAUCUCGCCAACGAACGAAAGGAGAACCAAUCACUGCGUCGCAAAAUUCGUGAUCUUGAGAAGAGACUCAAACAAUCAGAGCUGGAUCUGGCAGAAGCCCGUAAAGCUGCCCAGGAGGCGGCUGGCAACGGUCAUGAAGAGCUUGAGUACGAAAUACUGCAAUUGAGCGAAGAACUUGAUAGAAAGACAAUACAGAUUGCACACCUGUCUGCCGAGAACAUGGCCAAGGAGGUGGAGAAGCGCAAAAUGAAAGAAUACAUGACUGCCAUGAAUGAGAGACGGGGCUCAGAGCAUGACAUUGUGGAAGAAGAAUCCGAAAUGUGGAAAGACCUUCUCACAACAGAGACUGCUCGUAGGGAACAGGCCGAAGAAGACAUUCGCAAACUCCGUGAAGAAGUCAUCAUGCUGAGAAGUGAAAAGGCUUCAGAAGCAAGCAGAGGACUUAACAUCAACAGGAUGAGCAAUAUCAGGUCCCAGUCCAUUGGGUCAGAACAUAUCGACAAUCGCAGCGGCGCCGUCUCAGCCUCGAGCUCCACUCUCGUUGACCAGUUGCAGCACGAAAAUGCUGAAUUGCGCCGCGAUCUUGGUGCUCAAACGUCAAUGCUCACGUCUCGGAACCGUGAGAGAGAACGUUUACAGCAAGAAAUUGAGGACUUGAAACUGUUGCAUCGCAAGGUUGAAGGCAGCCGCUCCAUGACAGGUGACAGCAUCUUUGACCGUUCCGUAUCCCGGCAAAAUCAAUACCAGCGAUCUACGUCUCGUACUAGUGGUCAAACUCAAGGCACUAUGAGCGAUGCUGAAAGAGACGGUUAUGAACAACGAGAAGGCAUCCUGCGCGAUCAGAACGCCGCACUGAGAUUGGACUUCCAGGACAUGCAACGACAGUUCAAUGAGCAAACAGAACUUAUCGCAGAGCUCGAAGAGGCUGUGCAGAUCUCCGAGAAUGAGUUGGAUGCUGCUGUUGAAGACUUGAGGACAGUCCAAAACCAGCGCAACGAAGCCAUCCAACAAUUAGAAGCGACAGAGAUAGAACUCGAACAGGUCAAGGCCGACCACGAGAAACUCAGGAUCGAAGCUGUUAGUGCCAUCGAAGAUCUGGAGGACAGUCUUGAUAAGACAGAACAAGGGCGCGAGCGUAUCGCUUCAGACCUGAAAGAUCGCGAAGAUGACUUCAAGGCCCUGCAGCGCGAGUUGCAUAGCCUCAACGACAGCCUCGUCCAGCUCGAAGAUGAUAGGACAGCAGCUAUGAAGCGUAUCGAGAUGCUUGAGCAAGAGCUCGAAGACGCGAACAUUGAGCUUGACGAGAUGGAGAAGAACUUGCGCGAGACUGCACUGAAGAACAGCCGGCUUGAUGUUCAGGCAGAAUCUUUGCACAAUGAGAUCUCCUUCCUUCGUGAAGAGCAAGAAGGCGACAAGAUCAAGAUAGGCGACCUGGAAAACAACCUCGCCGCUGCUCAGCAGAUGAUUCAAGACGAGAAGGAGAAGAUGCAAGAGCUUGAGGAGAGUCUUGUGGAGGAACGCCGCCAGCGUGAGAUUGUCGACAACCAAUCCAAGCAGGACGUGCAGAAGAUGAUCGAUGAUCUCAAUGACGAAAACGCAAAGUCGAAGGAUGAAAUCAGAAGCAUCAAGCAAACUCUACGUCAAGCGGAAACCGAAACCACAAAGUACAAGACCAGACUGGAAGAACUCGAGACCAAUCUCAGACGGGUACUUGGUGACAGACGCUCUGGCUGGCUUCAAGAGAUUCAGAGAAUGCAGGACGAAUUGGAGAACACCAUCCAAGAUCUCGGCGAGGCCAAGGCACAACUGGCAGAGAAGGAUCGUCUGCUACGCAACAGAGAUCAACUGCUCGAAAGCAGUGGCUUAGAAAGCAAAAGACUAUCCGAAAUGCUUGACAAGGAACGAUCACUUCGUCGCAAAGACCUCCACCAGUUCGAGCAGUCUCAACGUGGCAAUUCUACCAACGCACGCAUGAUGGCUCAACACGAAUCUCGCGCUUUGGAUCUGGAGACAGCUCGCAGUCAAGAUCGCCGCAAGAUGAUGCAACUUGAACAGCAAUACCGUGACCAACUGGUCGAGCGUAACCAACUGCUGUUCACCCUAUGGACGAAGCUGUCAGACCUCUGCGGCAACGCAUGGGCUUCUCACCACAGCAGCAUCAACGGCGAACCCGCAUCCAUCGACAGCAUAUCUCGCAAUCUCCAGCCCUUCACCCGCAACAUUAUGUCCGCGAUAAAGACCAUCGAGACCUUGAUGUCAAACUGCAAAGCCCAGAUCCGUAGCGUCGAGAAGAACCUCCGCAAAGACUACCAAGUUCUAGAGCAAAACCUCGACGUCCGUGUCAAGAAAAUGGAGUUCCUGGAACGCGCAGUCAAAGAAGCCCAAUCAGCCAUCGAAACACAAGCCCAAGAAUCCGCACAGCUGCGCUCUCAACAAAACAUGAACAGAAGCUCCAAAACCAGCAUCGAAGAAGUCGCCAAACUCAAGCAAGAGAUUAAGGUUCUCAAAGCCGAGAUUCGCUUCCACAAAUCUGCUGCAGAGAAAACCGGAAGUGGCAAAGAUGCAGCUGCAGACAGAAAAGACACGAGCAAUCAACUCACACCCAGAGCUAGUAUGGCAAACUCGUUACUCGGACAUCAUUCAAGUUCUGCGAUUGAAGUGUUGCAAGGACAAAACGCACCACCAGCAAACUCUACCAAAAACCCUGCUAUUGUGAUUGCCACACCGCCAAUUCAACCUUCCGAACAACGCUGGAUCCACAGACUCAAAGAACUGGAAAGAAGACUCAAAGCAGAAAGAGAAGGUAGAUUGCUAGACCGCAAGGGCGCGAGACAAAGACUUGAAGAACGAGACUCUCAACUUGAGGAUUUGAGAGGUAUGUUGGAGAGAAAAAGACAGAAGAGGCAGUAUGGGGAGUUCCCAGCAGUGGGAAGAAGGGGCAGAGGAGGGUAG
Molecule: messenger RNA, 4566 nt
Organism: Aureobasidium musti
Lineage: Eukaryota; Fungi; Ascomycota; Dothideomycetes; Dothideales; Saccotheciaceae
Source: the annotation of a GenBank genome assembly